UUGAUUGCUCCUUUUCGUCACCUGUUGUCAACUCGCUAUUCGAUGUUGCCUCGAGUCAGCCACAAAGUUUGCAAGCAUGGCCUCAAUCAAAGAAAGAGCUGCGGCGUUGAAUCUUGCUGAGAAACUACGCAAUCGUCCUCAAGUUCGAGGAUUGGUCGUAAAGGCAGCACAGUGUCCUUCGUUAGAAAGCAACCUCAUCUCACACCUCAGGUCUUCUUUGAAAGUCAAGCGUCGUCGAGUUUACUUUAUGUCCCACAAUGAUUGCUUCCUGGGCUCUGAGGCUGUGGAUGCUGUGGCAGACUACAUUGGCAAUGAGAAGGCCUUUGAGGGUGCCGCAGUAUGUCGGGCUAAAGUGGUGAAUGUGUGCCAAGCUCUGUUGGACUGCAAUAUUUUUGAGGUAGUAGGAACUAAGGUGUUUGGCAAAGACAAAAAGCAGGCUGAGUUUCAGGACAGCAAGAGUGCACUUUACAGGUUUGUAAAUGAGCAUGCUUCAUUAGUGGAAGACUUGAAGAAGGAUGAGCUUGUGAGCAGUAUCCAGAAACUUUUCUCUUGUUCUCCCUCAGACAGGGAGGCUGAGCAAAUGUAUUCCCCUGGAUCAAAAUGUCCAAUACCGAAGCUUGUCAAAUUCUCCCAGAUAACCUCUCCAGUGCCCCACUUGGGGAGCACUGUCAGUCCCAGUUUGCCACUGGAGACCAGAGUAGAGAACUUGAGUCUGAGUCCCAACAGAUUGCAGACACAUUCCGUUUUGCCGCAAUCGGUGGUAGAUGAGGUGUGGCGGGAGCAAACUCUCCUCAGGUUAUUAAAACUUGUGGAUCUCCCCUUAUUGGAGGGGGUGCUUCAGAUUAGCCAAAUAUCUGCCUGCUCUGCUCAAUCACACCACAUGACUCAUAAUAACCCUGACCUGAUCUACAGCAGCAAUCACCUUGACAGACAAAUCCUGAAGGCCUUCAAGGACUCUCGAGAUGAUGGAUGGCUUCGUGCAGCCCUUGACUGUCUGGACUUCCUCCCUGACCAACCAGUAGUGAAACUGAGUCGGGAGCUGCCUCUCUUGUUCCCACAGGAUCAACAGAGGACUGAGCAAGCUGAUGGCAAUGUACCAGGUAAUCAAUGUCUCUCCGACACUGGCAUGGCUCAGUGUAAGAUGCUGCUGUACGGUACAUUGGUGAGAUACUACAGCAACACAGACAGACUUCCACUACUUCCUGAGCAAAUGACUGAUGUGUAUUCAGCAGUAACUGAUCUGCUAGCAAACGCAAAAUUGGGCACAGCACUUGAAGCUCUCCAGCUGUGCUUGAAGCUUCUGCCACCAAGCUGCAGAGAGGAGCUAAGUCGAAUUCUUGCCUUUAUGACCGUGGCAGCUGACUCACAGGAAAUAAAAUUGGACAAGGAGAUGGAGAACAAACUUGCAGUGAAAAGGUCUUUUUCCAGGGCCAUCCUUAAUAGCAAGGCUCUGUCAAAAGAGAGGGAGGAUCUGAUGGUCGUCUUCAUGCUCAGCAACGUAAAGGAGAUCUUCAAGAUACCUGGAGACCUGCACAAAGAUGUGAGCGACAAGCUGGCUGAAGUUGUUCAAGGGAAACAACCCGAUGUCACUGGGUGUGAGGUUCCCAACAGGAUUUACACUGACACUACAAAGACCACCACUGAUCAGGAACUCUGGUCUUUGCUUCACAUCAUUCAGCUCGACACAAAGAUAUCGCCCAAAGAGAGGAAGCGUCGACUUAGGCAGUUUUACCAAGCACAUCCUAAGAUAUUUAAUAAGUACUUUGGUGAAUCUACUGUUAAUCUGCUGUAAAUUUGUGCUUUGUCCGUUGUCAUUUAUAUCUAAAAAAGAAUAAUUAAAAAUUAGCCAAAAGGCUUAAGAGACACCAUUGUGAUAGUUAUUUUCGAAAUGCAAGCUUGUCAGCGGUGGAUAAUGUUUUUGUUGAAAUGGACUCUAAAUAAACAGAAAUUGCUGGUAAUGUA
Molecule: messenger RNA, 1962 nt
Organism: Hippocampus zosterae (dwarf seahorse)
Lineage: Eukaryota; Metazoa; Chordata; Actinopteri; Syngnathiformes; Syngnathidae
Product: DEP domain-containing protein 7-like
Exons: 12
Coding region: 77-1792 (571 amino acids)
Biological process (GO): intracellular signal transduction
Source: RefSeq, a predicted model, not a curated record